AUGUUACGACAUCUCGCUUUCAUCAAGUUCGCUCUCGCUAAUACUGUCCGUAUCUAUUUGAUUGCCAUCCUUAGUCUAGGCCACUAUGCGGUCGCUCUGGGCACCGUCAAAGAAUACUACCAGAUUGCCUACGGUACAGAUACAGACAAGAGCUUUAAACAGAGCGUCCAGUUCUGGGGUUUCCUGCAACUCAACGUGGGCGUCAUUGCAGAGUGUGCACCCACCCUCAAACCGAUCGUCGGCAAGACCUUGGGGCUAUCCUCCUAUGGCAAAUACGGAAAUUACAACGGCAUCUCCCGCACGGGCGGCAUAGCACGAGCGACCGGUCGAAGCGGUGGCACCAGUCGUAGCCGAGCCGAAAUGGACGCAGACUCGAGAUGCAGUGUCGACCUUUUGCGAGCACCAACGAGGCAUACCAUACGAGUAUAA
This is a messenger RNA of Truncatella angustata, 429 nucleotides long. RefSeq lists its product as uncharacterized. Lineage: Eukaryota; Fungi; Ascomycota; Sordariomycetes; Amphisphaeriales; Sporocadaceae. Bases 1 to 429 code for a protein of 142 amino acids. The transcript is spliced from 4 exons. The record is from RefSeq and is a predicted model, not a curated record.